Aspergillus oryzae RIB40 is the source of this 1374-nucleotide messenger RNA. RefSeq lists its product as uncharacterized. NCBI's taxonomy places the organism in Eukaryota, Fungi, Ascomycota, Eurotiomycetes, Eurotiales, Aspergillaceae. Bases 1 to 1374 code for a protein of 457 amino acids. The record is from RefSeq and is a predicted model, not a curated record. The transcript has 4 exons.
AUGUCCUCCACCCCUAAAAGCUCCCUCGAUAGCGAGGAGCGCGCAUCCAACGCUUCCGAACCCUCAUCCCAGAACUCACGCAUCUCAUCUACGGCUGAUAGUCCCCGUCGGAAGUCGAUUCAAUUCAACUUUGGUGGGACCGAGCCACAGAGUCAGCAUCGUCGGUCUACCAGCGCUGUCGGCGGGCGCCGGCCACAACAACAAGAAGCGCAGGACAAAGAACAGAAAGCCACUGGAAGAGGUCAUUCACCUCCGCCACCCCAAACUUACGAGAGAGGUGUUUCUUUCAAUACGUUCGACAACCCUGACGCGGCGGACUUCUCUUUAACUUUGAAUUACAAACACAAGGGGUAUCAGUGUACCCGGCGCAGUCGUACUUUUCUAUGCGGCACGGAUCAGAAUGAUUAUUCCGAUUUUGCCUUGGAGUGGCUCAUUGACGAAUUGAUGGAUGAUGGCGACGAGAUCGUCUGUCUACGGGCCGUGGAAAAGGACUCCACGAUCGCAAGUGACGCCGCAAUCGAGGAGGGAAAGUACCGCCAAGAAGCAGAGAAGUUGUUUGAGCAAGUGAUCCAGAAGAAUAGCCAGGAUGAGAAGGCAAUCAGCUUAGUCUUGGAACUAGCGGUGGGGAAAGUCCAGGAUAUCAUUCAGCGCAUGGGCCUGCUGCCCGGUUCCGUCUCCAAAUACUGCUUACAGCAAUCCCCAAUUCCCGUGAUCGUCGUCCGUCCCUCCACCAAGCGGGAAAAGAAGAAGAAGAAGCGUCUUGCGGAUCCCACUCGCCGCAACUAUAAUCACAUCCUAGAGCUGAGCGAGCAGCGUGGAAGCAAGUUGUUCGACGCAAGUUCGAGCACGGACAGUCACGUCUCGAAACUUCCGGGCGAAGAAGCAGCCGUAGCCGCGGCUCUCGGCCUGCCUCAGUCGUACGCCAACUCCCGAAGCUCGCUGUCAAUGUCCGAGCGAAGCAGUGUGAGCCAUGAUGAGAAUGAUUCGCCGUCUCCUAAUGUCGACUCCUUGGGCACCAGCCACAGCCCAGCGGCGGGCACCCCGGAGAGCACUGAGAGCGAAAGCACAACAGACGAUGAGCCUGGACCGCAGAUCAAAGAUGCACCCGAGGGCUCGUCAUCGGAGACUGCAUCUACGGAAGAGGCCAAGGCGGUUGAUGCAACAUCGACGGAUGAAUCCGAGUUGAUCAACUCCAAUCAAAGUACACCAAGGCCAGGCAGUUCUAAACUGAACAUUCCGGUCAUUGUCACUGAAGAUAUGACCGAGAAGGGAACGGAUGGCCAAACUCAUCCGGAAAUGGGUACUAGCCGUAUAUUUUACCACGAGAAAUCUUAUCACACCAUCAGCCAACCAGGUCAUAACCUCACUACAUAA